Molecule: messenger RNA, 961 nt
Organism: Heterotrigona itama
Lineage: Eukaryota; Metazoa; Arthropoda; Insecta; Hymenoptera; Apidae
Source: the annotation of a GenBank genome assembly
AAUCUUCAGAAAAAUAAUGGGUCAAACACUCAGCGAGCCUGUGACAGCUAAGAAAUUAGCAUGCUGCAGAAAUUCAAACUAUCGAGUUGGGAGUUCAUGCAUGCAAGGAUGGCGUAUAAAGAUGGAAGAUUGUCAUGUUCAUAUACUUUCAUUGCCUGAUGAUCCUGGUACUGCAUUUUUUGCGGUAUAUGAUGGUCAUGGAGGUGCAGCAAUGGCACAAUAUGCUGGAAAACAUCUUCAUGAAUACAUAACUGGAAGAAGUGAAUACAAAGCUGGUAACAUUGUUCAAGCUAUACAACAGGGUUUUUUGGAAUUAGAUAAAGCAAUGCAAAAUGAUGCAAUACUUAAAGAUGAACAAGCAGGAACUACUGUUAUAGCACUUCUCAUAAAGGACAAUGUUAUAUAUAGUGCAAAUGCAGGUGAUAGUAGGGCAGUGGCAAGUAUUAAUGGUAAUGCUGUUCCACUUAGUCGCGAUCAUAAACCUACAUUAAAAGACGAACGAGAAAGGAUCGAAGCUGCCGGUGGCUGGGUUGAAUUUAAUAGAGUCAAUGGUCAAUUAGCAUUAUCCCGUGCUUUGGGCGAUUUUAUGUUCAAACGAAAUGAACGUAAACCACCGCAAGAACAAAUCGUAACUGCUUUUCCUGAAGUUCAAGAAUUUCAAAUAACAGAGGAUUGGGAAUUUGUUGUGUUGGCUUGUGAUGGUAUUUGGGAUGUAAUGACAAGUAAUGAAGUCGUGAAUUUUAUAAGAACACGUUUAGUGCAGUCGAAAUUUGGAGCAGGAGAAGAACAAGAUACAAUGGAUCCUGAAGAAAUUUGUGAAGAACUUAUGAAACAUUGCCUUGCACCAGAUGCCUUAAUGGGUACUGGUUGCGAUAAUAUGACAGUUGUUCUUGUAUGUUUUCUUCAUGGAAAACCAUAUUCUCAUUUAAUUUCACGCUGCAAGGAGUCCAUUAGUGCAAAU